Molecule: messenger RNA, 1007 nt
Organism: Rattus norvegicus (Norway rat)
Lineage: Eukaryota; Metazoa; Chordata; Mammalia; Rodentia; Muridae
Gene: Psmg1
Product: proteasome assembly chaperone 1
Exons: 7
Coding region: 27-896 (289 amino acids)
Biological process (GO): proteasome assembly
Cellular component (GO): endoplasmic reticulum
Source: RefSeq, marked validated
GUCUGGCCGCGCGGGGCUGAGGUGCCAUGGCUGCUACGUUCUUUGGUGAGGUGGUGAAGGGGCCAUGCCGAGCUGGGACUGAGGAGGAGGAAGAGGAGGAGGAGCAGAGCAGGCGGGACACGCCGGAGGACCGGGAGGUCCGGCGGAAGCUUGCGCGGAAGAGGGAGGUGAAGCUUCUCCGAAGACAGACAGAAACAUGUCUGGAGGCUGUGCUCCUAGAGAAGCACCCUUGCUCCAAGUUCAUCCUUGCAGUAGGAAGUAACGCCACGGCGUUCCUUUCAUCGUUUGUUAUGAACUCAGGAGUCUGGGAAGAAGUCGGUUGUGCUAAGCUCUGGAAUGAAUGGUGCAGAACUACAGACACUGUCCACCUGUCCCCUACAGAUGUUUUCUGUGUGUUUUAUCAACUGAAAUCAGAUCCCUCGGUUCUUCUCUGCCAGUGUAGCUGCUACAUUGCUGAGGAUCAGCAGUUCCAGUGGUUGGAGAAGGUUUUCGGCUUCCGACCCAGAAAGAACAUGCAGGUAACAGUUCUCACGUGUCGACACAUCACAGAGUAUAAGACCUGCGAGUCUACCUACAACCUUUCUUCUCCUUUCCUGAGAGCCCUAAAAACUCAGAAAUUCAAAGAUACCGUCUACUGCCCACUGCUGGAACAGCCGAACAUUGUGCACGGCCUGUCUGCAGCAGUUCUGAGCUACUGUCAAGUGUGGAAAGUCCCUGCGGUUCUGUAUGUGUGCUACACGGAUGUGAUGAAGUUGGACCUUGUCACAGUCGAAGCUUUUAAGCCCAUCUUUUCGUCCAGGAGCUUGAAAUGCUUGGUGAAGAACAUCCCUGAAAGCACAGAAAUACUGAAGAAGCUGAUGACUACAAAUGAGAUUCAGAGCAACAUUUACACAUGACCCCACAGAUGUAGCCAUGACCUGCCUGUCCAGGGGCAGCCACUGCUGUUUUGUACUUUAUUCUGGCCUGGGAUGUUUUGAGGGUAAUAAAAAAUUUAAAAUUAACUGUAA